UAAAGAUUCAACCAAUCAAGUUUCCCACACUUUGUUAGCAUUCAGCCAGCAGUUGCUACUUAUCACUUCUAUCAUUUAUAUAUAAAAACCAAAAGCGAACAGUCUUCUCUGCGGAAAUCCAGGGGUCUUACGUCAAUACCUCAUCGUUCAUUAUUGUGUAAGACCUAGAAAUUAAGACAGCAGAAUGGGGGAAACGGAUGAUAUCAUGGAAGCUGUGAAGAUGGAAGCAGUUGAUUUGGAAACGAUUCCAAUUGAGGAAGUUUAUGAAAAUUUGAGAUGUUCUAAAGACGGGUUAUCAUCAGAGGAUGCUGAAAAGAGAUUAGAAAUUUUUGGGUACAAUAAACUUGAAGAGAAGAAGGAGAGUAAGUUCUUGAAGUUUUUAGGGUUCAUGUGGAAUCCACUGUCAUGGGUUAUGGAAGUUGCAGCAAUUAUGGCAAUUGCACUUGCCAAUGGAGGAGGUAAACCACCAGAUUGGCAGGAUUUUGUUGGAAUCAUAACUCUUCUUGUGAUCAAUUCAACAAUAAGUUUUAUAGAAGAGAAUAAUGCUGGAAAUGCUGCAGCAGCUCUCAUGGCACGCCUUGCACCCAAAGCAAAGGUGCUUCGUAAUGGAAAAUGGAAUGAAGAAGAUGCAGCGAUUCUUGUUCCAGGUGAUAUAAUCAGUAUUAAACUUGGGGAUAUUGUUCCAGCUGAUGCUCGACUUCUUGAGGGUGAUCCAUUAAAGAUUGAUCAGUCUGCGCUAACAGGCGAGUCCCUCCCUGUAACAAAGCACCCAGGGGAGGGAGUUUAUUCCGGCUCCACAUGCAAACAAGGAGAGAUUGAAGCAGUAGUCAUUGCCACAGGAGUGCAUACCUUUUUUGGAAAGGCUGCACAUCUUGUAGACUCUACAAACCAAGUAGGCCAUUUUCAAAAGGUUUUGACGGCGAUUGGAAACUUCUGUAUAUGCUCAAUUGCGGUUGGAAUGAUAAUAGAAAUCAUUGUGAUGUAUCCAAUUCAACAUAGGAAAUAUCGCCCUGGAAUUGACAAUUUGUUAGUUCUACUUAUUGGUGGAAUUCCUAUUGCCAUGCCUACAGUUUUAUCUGUCACAAUGGCAAUUGGUUCCCAUCGUUUAUCUCAACAGGGGGCUAUCACGAAGAGAAUGACAGCAAUAGAAGAAAUGGCAGGCAUGGAUGUUCUUUGCAGUGAUAAAACAGGGACUUUAACACUGAACAAACUUACUGUUGACAAAAAUUUAAUAGAGAUAUUUGCUAAAGGAGUGGAUGCUGACAUGGUGGUAUUAAUGGCUGCAAGAGCAUCUAGAGUUGAAAAUCAAGAUGCAAUAGACGCUGCUAUAGUAGGAAUGUUAGCUGACCCAAAAGAAGCAAGAGCUGGAAUUAAAGAAAUUCAUUUCCUACCAUUCAACCCAACUGAUAAACGAACAGCGUUGACUUAUCUUGAUGAUGAAAAUAAAAUGCAUCGUGUCAGUAAAGGUGCUCCUGAACAGAUCCUGAAUCUUGCACAUAAUAAAUCAAACAUUGAAAAAAGAGUUCAUACUGUGAUCGAUAAAUUUGCUGAGCGUGGUUUGCGAUCCCUUGCAGUUGCAUAUCAGGAAGUUCCAGAGGGAAAGAAGGAAAGCCCAGGAGGUCCAUGGGAAUUCAUCGGCCUCAUGCCUCUCUUUGAUCCACCACGACAUGACAGUGCAGAUACAAUUAGGAGAGCCUUGAAUCUUGGAGUAAGCGUUAAAAUGAUCACAGGUGAUCAAUUAGCAAUAGGAAAAGAAACAGGAAGACGUCUUGGAAUGGGAACAAACAUGUAUCCUUCCUCUGCAUUACUUGGACAAAACAGAGACGAAUCCAUUGUCGCGUUGCCUGUUGAUGAAUUGAUUGAGAAAGCAGAUGGUUUUGCUGGCGUUUUCCCUGAGCAUAAAUAUGAGAUUGUGAAACGUCUACAAGCGAGAAAACAUAUAUGUGGAAUGACGGGUGAUGGAGUGAAUGAUGCGCCUGCGCUUAAAAAAGCAGACAUUGGAAUAGCGGUUGCGGAUGCAACUGACGCGGCUCGUAGCGCGUCUGAUAUUGUGUUGACUGAACCUGGUCUUAGUGUUAUUAUCAGUGCGGUUUUAACUAGUCGUGCUAUUUUUCAAAGGAUGAAAAAUUACACUAUUUAUGCGGUUUCCAUUACGAUACGUAUUGUGCUUGGUUUCAUGCUGCUUGCCCUUAUAUGGAAGUUCGAUUUUCCACCCUUUAUGGUGCUUAUCAUUGCUAUUCUCAAUGAUGGUACAAUUAUGACAAUCUCCAAAGAUAGAGUAAAACCCUCUCCGUUACCUGACAGUUGGAAGUUAUCAGAGAUUUUUGCUACUGGAAUCAUUCUUGGUAGCUACUUAGCUAUGAUGACAGUCAUCUUCUUCUGGGCUGCAUACGAAACCAAUUUCUUUCCGCGAGUGUUUGGAGUGUCAAGCCUUCAAAAAGGAGCACGUGACGAUUUCAGAAAGCUAGCUUCAGCUAUAUACCUACAAGUCAGUACAAUCAGUCAGGCUCUCAUAUUCGUUACUCGAUCUAGAAGUUGGUCAUUCUAUGAACGACCCGGAGCUCUUCUUAUGGGGGCUUUCUUAAUUGCUCAACUCAUUGCAACAUUAAUUGCCGUUUAUGCAAACUGGAGUUUCGCUGCAAUCGAAGGAAUCGGAUGGGGUUGGGCAGGAGUUAUUUGGCUUUACAACAUCGUCUUCUACAUCCCUCUUGAUUUCAUUAAAUUCUUCAUAAGAUACGCUUUAAGUGGAAGAGCAUGGGAUCUAGUCAUCGAUCAAAGGGUUGCUUUCACAAGAAAAAGAAACUUCGGGAAAGAAGAUCGUGAGCUUAAAUGGGCUCAAGCCCAAAGAACUCUACAUGGACUCGACCCACCCGAAACCCAAUAUGUUGAACGAAACAACCAUAAUGAGCUUAAUCAAAUGGCUGAAGACGCAAUUCGUAGAGCUGAGAUGACAAGGUUGAGAGAAUUGCUUACGUUGAAGGGUCAUGUGGAAUCGGUUGUAAAGUUAAAGAACAUCGAUAUCGACACGAUCCAACAAUCCUAUACUGUUUGAGAAGUACAUCGUACUAAAUGCUUCAUGUUUGAAAUCUAAAUCUAUGUAUGUAGUGUACAUGAAUGCGAAUAGUAGUAAUUUGUUGUUUUUAAAUUACGAGUAGUGGAAUUAUUGGUUUA
Lactuca sativa (garden lettuce) is the source of this 3171-nucleotide messenger RNA. RefSeq names its product plasma membrane ATPase 3. Gene Ontology annotation, cellular component: membrane. Gene Ontology annotation, biological process: proton export across plasma membrane. The record is from RefSeq and is a predicted model, not a curated record. NCBI's taxonomy places the organism in Eukaryota, Viridiplantae, Streptophyta, Magnoliopsida, Asterales, Asteraceae. Gene Ontology annotation, molecular function: ATP hydrolysis activity; P-type proton-exporting transporter activity; ATP binding.